CUGUUUCUCAAUUAGUUCCCGGAACUCACGCAAUGUUGCGCCUCUGGGUUUAGAAACUCUUCGCCACAACUACUGGUGGAGAGCGAAUCACAUUCGCCAUUUAAAUAACCAGCUGUCGACCGCGGAAGAAUGUUUUACCACAGUACACAGCGGCUUUAUCAGCUGAAGAUGGCGGACGGGGAGAAUAUCCUUGUUGGAGCUAGUUCCAGCAAUUCAACUAAUGAAGAACCAGAUUCAAAAAAGGCCAAAAUGAGCAUGGCCAUAGAAUGUGGACUCAAAAUUGUUCAGACUAAGCAAGUUACGUAUGGGCCAGAGGCUGGUGAGAGUUUGGCGGCGGCGAUUUCUGCGCAGCCAAAGGAGAAGGAGAUUGAGCCGGUGAUGUCGGUAGGACAGGCCUCAGCAGCAGCACCAGGCGGAGACAAUGGGCUGCUGGUCUUCGAGCCUCAGGAAAGUGUAGUGAAUUUAGACAAGGCGUCUGGACCCACGGCGGAGCCUGCAGACGGUGUCAAUGAGGAUGAUGACCGAUCCUCACAUGCAAGUUCCAGUGACUGGACACCUCAACCACAGAUAGGUUCCUACAGUUUUAUCCAGCAACACAUCAUGAGAGAGACUGAUCCAAGAACAAUAUUGAAAGACUUACUUCCUCCAGAGACUGUGCUUCCACCGGACUUGGAUGACAUGACGCUGUGGCAGAUCAUCAUCAACAUUUCGGAGCCUCCUAAAAGAAAGAAGCGGAAAGACAUAAACACCCUGGAGGACGUGGUUCGGAUACUCCAUGAAAGCAAAAAGAUCCUUGUGCUUACUGGUGCUGGAGUGUCUGUUUCUUGUGGAAUACCAGACUUUCGAUCCAGAGAUGGCAUUUAUGCAAGGCUUGCAAUAGAUUUCCCAGAUCUUCCAGACCCUCAAGCAAUGUUUGAUAUAGAGUACUUCAGAAGAGACCCAAGGCCCUUUUUCAAGUUUGCUAAGGAGAUCUAUCCUGGACAGUUCCAACCUUCGCCCUGUCACAAAUUCAUAUCUAUGCUGGGCAAACAUGGGAAGCUACUACGCAACUACACCCAAAACAUUGACACUCUUGAACAAGUGGCUGGGGUUCAGAGGAUCAUCCAGUGUCAUGGGUCUUUUGCAACCGCUUCCUGUCUCAUCUGUAAACACAAGGUUGACUGUGAGGCUGUAAGGGAAGACAUUUUUAAUCAGGUUGUCCCUCACUGUCCACGGUGUCGAGAUAUUCCCCUGGCGAUCAUGAAGCCAGAUAUUGUCUUCUUCGGAGAGAAUCUUCCAGAACUGUUCCACAGAGCAAUGAAGCAGGAUAAGGAUGAAGUGGACCUCCUUAUCGUCAUUGGGUCCUCACUGAAAGUGCGACCUGUGGCUCUCAUCCCAACCUCCAUUCCUCAUGAAGUGCCUCAAGUCCUGAUUAAUCGGGAGCAGCUGCCUCACCUCAACUUUGACGUGGAGCUACUUGGGGACUGUGACGUCAUCGUUAACGAGCUCUGCCAUCGGUUGGGCGGAGACUUUGAGCAACUGUGCUACAACUCCUUAAGACUCAGUGAGAUCACAGAGAAACCCCCGCGGUCACAGACACCUUGUGAGGCCUUGUCCACUCACAGUAAGCCAACAGAAGAAGAACAGAAGACCCGUCACACAGACUCAUCGUUCGGUGCCUCAGAGGAGACGGACACUCAUACGGUCACAGACACUCCAGAAGGCGACAGAGUACCAACAGAACCUUGUCCGACUGCGCAGAAUGACACAGACACAUCUGAAGUCGAUGGAGUACCAUCGGUGCCCUAUCCAAAGACAAAGAUUGUCUCUGACACGCUUGAAGUUGGAGUACCAACAGAACCCUGUCCAAAGACUCAGAAUGUCACAGGCACCCUGGAAGUCAACAGAGUAGCGACAGAGCCCUGUCCGAAAGACACUCUUGAAUUCGAUGCAGUGCCAUUAGAGCCUAGUCCAAAAGUGCAGAUUGUCCCAGAGGCUCCAGAAGAGCCUUGUUCAAAGACUCAGUCCCCCAAUGAGGAGAGAAUGGAGAUUUCAGAUUCUCCGUCAGCGGACACGCAAAGGGAAGAACCCUCUGGAUUAAAUGACCAACAUGUCAACCUUGAAGUUCGCCGACGAUGCUGGAUGAGUCGAAUCAGUCGAAGUCCUAUCAGCAAGCGCCUUGAGACUUCUCAAUACCUAUUCCAAGCACCAAAUCACUACAUCUUCCACGGGGCAGAAGUGUAUUCCAACUCGGAGGACGAGACAUCCAGCUCCUGCGGGAGCAACAGUGAGGACUCCAGCCUGGAGGAGGAGGACGACGAGGAAGAAGACAGCGAUGCCGAGGAGGACCAGAGCACACCAGCAGAGGAGGGCGAGGGCUGCCUCAUUGACAUAGUAACACACAAGCAAGCCUGCGAGGGCACUUCGAGUGUGAAGCAGAUGGAGAGUACAGACAAAAAUGUCCAGAACACCACAGACCUUUAGAAAAACAAAGCACUUGCAGUCUUUUUUACAAAUAUUUGUUUUGUAUAUUUUUGUCCACCCACAGCACCUCAUAUUAUACAUUUUUCAUAAAGUCUAGAUUGCAUUGAUACUUUUGCAUGCAUGUGCUGAAAAUUAGUUCUUCGUUGUCUUCUGUCUGACCACAUUAACAAGCUGCAGGUGGUUUGUUUACACGUUUUGUGUAAUACAAUUAAAUAAACAGCAGCUCAACUCAACCAAUCCACUUCAGAAGGUUAAUGGUGAAGAAAGCAACAGAAAAAAAACAUAGACCAAAGAAUAAUUCCCCCCCCCCCCCAUACACCCAACAGUUUUUGCAUUAAAUCUUAAAAACCUUGUCUUUGACUUACCCACCACCUGAAGUGUAAAGAAUAUAUUGAGCGGUGGCAUUGUUUUCCUUACGAUAUUUGGCAGCUACUUUUUACAGUCAAGCUUUUAUUAUUUUUGUACUUUGUAACAUGUAAGAGACAUACUCAGCAAAGAGCAGGUGAUGGUUUUCUAAAUGAAAUUGAAAACGUUAUACGUUGUGCAAACAUAAAGCCUUAUCUGUGUUCAAUGAGCUUUCAUUGGAGCAAAUGUCACUUUUUUUUCUUCCUGUUCAGCAGUUUGACGCGUUUGUUCAUGUUUCCUCGGUUGUAUGAGCUAUUUGGUCGAUGUGACUGAUUGUCUCCUAUUCACUCUUUCCUGAGAAAUGUCCAGCCCUAACACAGACCCUGUAGAGCUAUACAAGUGUUCUGGGAUAUGUUUAAUAUGAGCCAAAUUUACUCUUUUAAGCAACUCAUUCGAAUGAAAUUCAAAUAUUUGUUUUGUUUUGAGCUUGAUAGUUAAAUUGCUAAAAUGUUCAUUCAUAGUAGGCCUUUUCCUUAUUUUCAUGAGAACACCACAGAAAUAGUCUAAUUUAUCACAAGGUGUGACAACACACUGUUGUGUAGAAAAUGGAUAUAGAUAUGAGAGUUGCAUGCUAUUUGACAUUUGAUGUCCCAAGUUUAGUUUGAGAAGACCACCACAGGUAAGUGCAUGCAGUUCAGAUACUGCAGCAGCGCCAUUGGAGCUGGUUUUACACAAAUGGAGGGACAACAUUUACAUGGUUGAACUAAGAUGAUUACAAUUACAUUUAAGAGUUAUUAUAAUCAGUAUGCUGAUGUGUGAGAGUCGGCUUUUGUUAUGCUCUGCAGUGUUUAUUUUUUACAUCAAAACAUUUAUUUUUCAUGUUUUCUUUAAAAAUGUAUCUGCUAUAUUUAUAUUUGGUUUAAUAACACCAUACACCAACAAAUAGGCCAUAAUAUAGCACAUAGUCUCAUUUGAGGUUACCCUUUAUGUAAAUAUGACUGCCUGUAUUUAAUUGAUAAUGUAUACUGUAUUUACAGUAUAGGCCUAUGUUUUUAAAGUUCUUAUGCCUGCAAAAGUCACACAGAAAGAGUUGUGUUUUUGUCUAAAAUUACUAAUAAAAAUUCGGUCAAAAUGG
Molecule: messenger RNA, 3943 nt
Organism: Oncorhynchus nerka (sockeye salmon)
Lineage: Eukaryota; Metazoa; Chordata; Actinopteri; Salmoniformes; Salmonidae
Product: NAD-dependent protein deacetylase sirtuin-1-like
Exons: 9
Coding region: 130-2463 (777 amino acids)
Biological process (GO): negative regulation of DNA-templated transcription
Cellular component (GO): rDNA heterochromatin; nucleoplasm; nucleus
Molecular function (GO): transcription corepressor activity; NAD+ binding; p53 binding
Source: RefSeq, a predicted model, not a curated record